AUGCCCAUCUAUCUGAGCAUGCAACGCGUCCGCUUCUCGAGCCCAGACGCCUAUGAGAAAUUUAAGGUUUUAUUCGCUGAUACUCGCCGUCACCUCAUGACCCUUCCUGGAUUCUUGCAUCUGACGUGGUGGGAGCAUCCUGAUGAUCGAAGUUGGUACAAUGAAUGUAGCUUUUGGACCAGCCGAGGGGCUCUCUAUGAUUGGCAUAAAAACACCUAUCAUAAAUACUGCAAGUCAUGGGCCGCCAAUGGAGCAAUUAUGGAGGAUAUCAUCAACAACUUUGAACUCGUCGGCACCCGUCUUAUCCGAGUCUGCCCUGUAUGCAAUAAGGCAGAGGAUAAGAAGUACAAUUUGGCUGAGGAACAGGCAGUAUUACGCGAGACAUGCCCUCAGUGUGGAUUCCAUUUCCCGGUUCUUGAGGAAACUCCUUCAAGCUUUGCUGUCUUCAAGGAUGUACCUGGCCUACCGAUGAAUGAUAAGGAAGAAAAGAAGGAAGAGGCCAAGGUAUAA
This is a messenger RNA of Fusarium redolens, 510 nucleotides long. RefSeq lists its product as uncharacterized. The record is from RefSeq and is a predicted model, not a curated record. Lineage: Eukaryota; Fungi; Ascomycota; Sordariomycetes; Hypocreales; Nectriaceae. The coding region runs from base 1 to 510 and encodes 169 amino acids. The transcript has 2 exons.